AUGGUCAGUCAGAAGGGACUGACUGCUCUUCAUUCAGUAUAUAAUGAAUAUGGGAAAGGCUACAAUCCCUGCAAACCACCCAAAGACCUUACUUUCUUUAUCACAGGUAACACAACAUUCCAGACCACAGGCAGCUUGACUUCAGUGCAGUCAAACUCCUCUGCAAAUGUGACCUUUGUUCGUCCUGCAACAUUCUUCAUCAGUGGCUUUUCUAAUUUCUCACAUGCAAAAUACUACUAUGUGUUUUUGUGUUUUGUAUAUGUUGUGACCAUUUUGGGGAAUUUAUUUAUCAUGUGUACUAUUUUAUUGGCCCGCAGACUCCACACAGCCAAAUACAUUGCUGUUUUUAAUCUGGCGCUUUCUGAUCUGUGUGGAAGCUCAGCUUUGAUUCCAAAACUCAUAGACAUGUUUUUAUUCGAGCACCAGCUCAUUUCAUAUGAAGCGUGUUUGAUGAAUAUGUUUUUUGUGUUUCAUUUUAUGAACAUUCAGUCUUUGACACUUCUCGCUUUGGCUUACGACAGACUGGUUGCUAUUUGUUUUCCUCUGCGGUAUCAUGCCAUUAUUACAAAAACAUCCAUGUCACUUCUUAUAGGAAGUAUGUGGAUGUUUUCCAUGGCUUUAUUUGCUGUACUCGUGGGAUUAGUCAACAGACUCUCUUUUUGUAGAUCUACUGUGGUGAAUAGCUAUUUUUGUGACCAUGGCCCUGUCAUCAGCCUUUCCUGUAACAAUAAUGACAUAAAUUACCUCCUGGCGUAUAUUUUUUUCGGUCUUCUAAUUUGUCUGCCGGUGAUAUUGAUAACCCUCUCGUAUUGUUGCAUUGCUGCGGCAUUGCUGAAGAUCGCUCAUGGUGCUGAUCGCAUCAAAGCCAUGAAAACAUGCACCUCACAUCUUGUGUUAGUGGCAGUUUUUUAUCUCCCAAUUUUAGGUGUAAAUGUUAAAUCGAUCUCAACAUCUAUUGAUCAAAACUCCCGGAUAAUUAACACUUCCCUGACACAGACAGUACCACCUAUGUUGAAUCCCAUCAUAUACACUCUAAAGACAGAGGAGGUCAUGCAAUCCAUAAAAGACCUGUACAAACGAUACAAGGUGAGCACUAUUACAGAAAUAAAUGUGAAACAGAGAAUGUAAAUAUAAGCUCUUGAUAUUUCACAUUUUGUCCUUAACGUUUUUGUUUAAUAAUUGUAUGAAAAGAAAAUGGCAUGUCGUUUGUUGCAUAUAAAUAACAGACAAGCUAUAUAAUUAUAAUGUACUUUAACAAACAUUCACUUAUUAUAUUAUUAUAAAAUAAUUGUUCAACUUCCUCAUGUGUGAUUACAAUUUAACAUCACAGUGUUUAAAUAAUAAUAAUAAAAACUGCACAGAUUUUUUUGUUGCUUUUUUGUUGUCAUUUCCACUGACACCACUAAGGUAGUUUUAUUGCAAAAUAUGAUUUAAAUUAAAUUUCAAGGUUGUUUCAACAACGGCUUAAUGUAAAUUACAUUUGUAUGAAAAAAUGAUGACAUAUGUUUUGAUGUACAUUGUCAAAGCUCAUAAGAAAAGGCAUUCAACUAGUCAUUCAACCCUAAGGUGACAUUUAGAGAAGCAAAGUCAAAUAUUUAAAGGGCUAGCAUAUCCUGAUAUUGCUGAGUUCUAUGUGUUCCUGGAGCAUUUUAUUCCAAAUAUUUAAUUUGACCAUAUCUCUACACCUAAACCUUACACAUUAGUACUGCUUAAAAUCAGAGGAAAUGAUGACACUGCCGUACAAGCACCAAACACUGACUGCAAGCCCAAACUUGCAACAACACAGUGUAAGUAAAGAAGGUCAAAUAUAGGUAAAAAGGUUAAAUAAAGCUUCUUUAAAAGAGCAAAGUACUAAAUCACAAAGACGGAACUACCAAGAAUGGUACGUAUUAUUUGCAUGUUGGCAUCAGCUUUCCUGACAUAAUCAUACACUGUAAAUAUGCAGCAUGUGAAUUACACUUUACAACUUUAGGCCUACAUUUGAAAUGAGAAGGCCUUCAGUGGAUCAACAGCUUUCAAAGGAUUCUGCAGUUUAACCAGGGGGAAUUUAUUUGCAAGUGAUGCUAUUGAGAAUUUUGGUUUUGAUCAAAGAUCAAACAUCCUUUGCCUAUCUGGACCCGUUGAUAUUGUCUAGGAUGAAUGAACAAUUGAGAAUUUAACUAUUUCUCAUGUUCGAUAAAAUCAAAUCAAAUAAAUACAAAUAAAUAUGGACGGUUCUUAAUCGCGCCAAGCGUAUCACAUAUCAUAAAUACUUUUGAAAACAUAUAGUACUGUUGCUUCACAGUAAGAGAAAGCAUAUAAAUGUUUUUUUUUUAAUGAGGACAUAUAAUAGAGUGAUACGUAGGGCGCACUU
This is a messenger RNA of Puntigrus tetrazona (Sumatra barb), 2353 nucleotides long. RefSeq names its product olfactory receptor 1-like. The coding region runs from base 1 to 1128 and encodes 375 amino acids. NCBI's taxonomy places the organism in Eukaryota, Metazoa, Chordata, Actinopteri, Cypriniformes, Cyprinidae. The record is from RefSeq and is a predicted model, not a curated record. Gene Ontology annotation, biological process: G protein-coupled receptor signaling pathway. Gene Ontology annotation, molecular function: G protein-coupled receptor activity; olfactory receptor activity. The transcript is spliced from 2 exons. Gene Ontology annotation, cellular component: membrane.